Messenger RNA from Penicillium waksmanii, 1026 nucleotides. Its product is annotated as C2H2-type zinc finger protein. NCBI's taxonomy places the organism in Eukaryota, Fungi, Ascomycota, Eurotiomycetes, Eurotiales, Aspergillaceae. The coding region runs from base 1 to 1026 and encodes 341 amino acids. Gene Ontology annotation, biological process: regulation of transcription by RNA polymerase II. The transcript has 4 exons. The record is from RefSeq and is a predicted model, not a curated record. Gene Ontology annotation, molecular function: RNA polymerase II cis-regulatory region sequence-specific DNA binding; DNA-binding transcription factor activity, RNA polymerase II-specific. Gene Ontology annotation, cellular component: nucleus.
AUGACGAUGGUAAUGGAAAACCAAAACCGCCCAUAUGGCGGCAUGAGCUUCGACAAUGUCUAUCAUCACACUCCUCCCCAAUUCACAGACCCCUGGGCUGCCGCGCACACUUCGUCGCACGCGACGCCUCCAGUCUACGCGACUUCGAUGGGUAACAGCGCCAGCAUCCCCGUCAACUCCGUGAAGCAAGAGGAAGUGGGCCGAGCUGCCGCCAUGUCGAUGCCUUACCCCAACAUCCCCGUCUCCGCGCCCUCCCUCGUGCCCGCCAACAACUACACAACCACUGGAUAUGGCCCCGAGGUGAUGGGUCUGCAACACGAUGUGCCACGCACAACCUUUGAGCAAGCUCCCUCAUACACCACCGCUCCCCCUAUGAGCAGCUUUGCGCCGCCUAGCUAUGCGCCAGUCAGCUACGCCCCAAUUCACCCCCAAUCACAAGACGCCCGUCGCAUUUCUCACUCAGAUGCUCGCGUCGGCUCUUCGCAACCACCCGCGCCCACUCCCACCUUUGGUGAUGCCCUCGACGCUAGCCGUGGAAUGGUGGCGCUCAGCCAGGAUUUGACCCCCCGAAACAUCUACGGACCUCGCGGGACACGAGGAUCCGCUGAUUCCUACGGAUUCCCCUCCACUCACUCAUCUGCCUCCUCGAUCUCCUCGGGCUCUGUCGACUCGUCCGUGACCGACUACAGCUCCACAACAUCCGAGUCCUAUGAGUCGCGUACUCUCCCCCGGCCGACCAGCCUCCUGGCUGGAAGCGCACCCCCAGGACCCCAGUCAAUGAUGAGCCAAUUCAGCUCCAAGAUGCCCUCCAACACCCAGAAGAAGCAUAAGUGCAAGGUCUGCGAUAAGCGAUUCACUCGCCCAUCUUCAUUGCAAACACACAUGUACAGCCACACUGGCGAGAAGCCAUUCGCGUGUGAUGUGGAAGGUUGCGGGCGACACUUUUCCGUUGUCUCAAACUUGCGCCGACACAAGAAGGUCCACAAGGGCGAGAAGGACACCGGCUCCCCCGACGAGGAUGAAUAG